ACGGUUUCGGAUCAUGGAUCGAGCCAAGCAUCACAACUUCUUCUACCCAUCCUGUAUGUUGUCCUUUUGGCUCCGUGUUGGAAUAGAAACUUAUUGUAUUGUAUUAGUAGACGAGAUUUUACGAAAAAGGUUCUUGAUAGGAGAAAAAUUUCUUUUUUCCAUUUUUUCAGUGCGGAUUUUACACAACAUGGGGAAAUCACUAUUUCUAAUUGAAAAUUGAUAUUUCUAAUUCAAAAGAAAAAAGAGCUCUAUCAUAUAUAAUGAACUGCUACUCCAGGUUCUCACAAAAGGGAAUCGUUUCUUUCAAUAUUCACUCAUUGUUCGUUAAUAACCCUAGUGAUUGUAUCUAGUAUGCGUAUUCUGAUAGGAAAUAAAAUAUUCAAUUGAUUUUUCAUCGAAUGACUAUUCAUCUACUGUACUUUCAUGGAAAUAGAGGCAAGAAAGCUCUAUGGAAAAAUCAUGGUUCAAUUUGAUCUUGUCUAAGGGAGAAUUAGAAUACAGAUGUGGGCUAAGUAAAUCAAUGGAUAGCCACCUUGGUCCUGUUGAAAAUACUACUGUAAACGAAGACCCGACUAGAAAUGAUACGGAUAAAAACAUUCAUGAUUGUAGUGACAGCUCUAGUUAUUACAGUAAGGUUGAUCAUUUAGUUGACGUCAAAGACAUUCGGAAUUUCAUUUCUGAUGACACCUUUUUAAUUAGGGAUAGUAAUCAGGACCGUUAUUCCAUAUAUUUUGAUAGUGAAAAUCAAAUUUUUGAGCUUAACAAUGAUCAUUCUUUUUUGAGUGAACUAGAAAGUUUUUUUUAUAGUUAUCAUAAUUCUAGUUAUAUGAAUAAUGGAUCGAAAAAUGAUGAGUCCCACUAUCAUUUUAACUUGGAUGAUAAUGAUACUAACUAUGGUUGGAAUAAUCACAUUAAUAGUUGUAUUGACUCUUAUCUUCGUUCUCAAAUCUGUAUUGAUAGUUCCAUUUUAAGUGGUAGUGACAAUUCCAAUGAUAAUUAUAUUUAUAAUUACAUUUGCGGCGAAGGUGGAAAUAGUAGUGAAGGCAAGAAUUUCGAUAUAAUAACUCGUGAAAAUGGUAAUGAUUUAACUCUAAAAGAAAGUUCUAAUGAUCUCGAUCUAUACAAGGAUUUGUGGGUUCAAUGCGAAUGCGAAAAUUGUUAUGGAGUAAAUUAUAAGAAAUCGCUUAAUUCAAAAAUGAAUAUUUGUGAACAAUGUGGAUAUCAUUUGAAAAUGAGGAGUUCAGAUAGAAUCGAACUUUCGAUUGAUCCAGGCACUUGGGGUCCUAUGGAUGAAGACAUGAUCUCUCUGGAUCCCAUUGAAUUUCAGUCUGAAGAAGAGCUUUAUAAAGAUCGUAUUGACUUUUAUCAAAGAAAGACAGGAUUAACUGAGGCUAUUCAAACAGGCACGGGUCAACUAAACGGUAUUCCUAUAGCAAUCGGGGUUAUGGAUUUUCAGUUUAUAGGGGGAGUAUGUGAUCCGUAGUAGGCGAGAAAAUCA
Gossypium raimondii (Peruvian cotton) is the source of this 1498-nucleotide messenger RNA. RefSeq names its product acetyl-coenzyme A carboxylase carboxyl transferase subunit beta, chloroplastic-like. The record is from RefSeq and is a predicted model, not a curated record. Lineage: Eukaryota; Viridiplantae; Streptophyta; Magnoliopsida; Malvales; Malvaceae. The coding region runs from base 449 to 1483 and encodes 344 amino acids. The transcript has a single exon.